This is a messenger RNA of Lacerta agilis (Sand lizard), 1575 nucleotides long. It is a transcript of the gene BOD1, whose product is annotated as biorientation of chromosomes in cell division 1. Bases 211 to 768 code for a protein of 185 amino acids. The record is from RefSeq and is a predicted model, not a curated record. Lineage: Eukaryota; Metazoa; Chordata; Lepidosauria; Squamata; Lacertidae. The transcript has 4 exons.
CAGCAUGCAGCGGAAAGGUAUGACGUAAAUGCUCCGCGACGGCAACGUCACCGACAGCUGCCGCGGCGCGAUCAGCAGAGGGUGCCGCGGCGGCGGCGGCGGCGUUGCCACCAUCGCCCCCUGCAGCAGCACCUGGCGGGAGCGAAGGCGGCGGCGGCGCUGCUGUUCCGGCGGCCCGUCGGGCGGCGCUGGGAAGGCCGUGCCGGGGGGAUGGCGGAGCCGGGCGGGGCGUCGUCCGGCACGGGCGGAGGCGGCGGGAGCUCGGCGGGGCCUGGAGCGACGGACCCGGCCUCGCUGCCCCCUGGCGACGCGCAGCUCAUCGCCCUCAUCGUGGGGCAGCUCAAGAGCCGCGGCCUCUUCGACGCCUUCCGCAGGGACUGCCUGGCCGACGUCGACACCAAGCCAGCCUACCAGAAUUUGAGACAGAAAGUGGACAACUUUGUGUCUACACACCUGGAUAAGCAGGAAUGGAACCCAGCAAUGAACAAAAACCAGUUGCGGAAUGGCUUGAGGCAGAGCGUUAUUAAGUCGGGGAUGCUGGAAGCUGGAGUGGACAGAAUUAUUUCUCAGGUGGUGGAUCCAAAACUAAACCACAUCUUCAGGCCGCAGAUAGAGAAGGCAAUUCAUGAUUUCCUGGCUGCACAGAAGAAAGAGGACUUGGUGCCAGCUCCUCCCCCGGAGCCGGAGAGUCAGGAUCCUUCCCCUCCAUCUCAAGAUGCCUCUGCAUUUUUGACGUUAAAGCAGCUGCAGUUGCAAAACCCAGACUGAAUCUGGCAGUGGGCUACAUACAUAUCUGCAGGAAUACAGUUUGUUGACUAAUAUCAACCGUGGUUGAAGGGAGGUGUUGGCAAGUCACAUGUGGUUUCUACGUAGUGCGGAGGGAUUGGUUAAAUGUUGAAAAUGUAUUGCUAUGGGCAGAAGUAGCAUGUGUCUUCACUAAUUCUGUAUUUGGGGGAUUGUUGCCACCUUUGUGGAAGCAGUAGGGUGAAAAAUGGUUCUGGUGUGAUAUUAGUGAAAUUGAUGGUGGUUGGGAUGUAGCAAUAGGAAUAAGGGGGUUUGGGGUGUGCUUUGGUUUCCUGGGAGGCUACAGUCUGUUGGAAACCUUUCUAGAGGGGUUUGGACAAGGGAGCGUUCAGUGUAUGAGCAUGAAGCUGAUCAUUUACCAGCAAAGGAUCACAGAGUGCUAGAUGCUUACUUAAAUUCAGUAAUAACUCACAGUGCCUGCCCACCUCGUGACACAACUGCAUAAAUGGUCCAUUGUUGGCUUUCUGGGUAUAUCUAGGGGCAAGCAAUCAAGCCUCUGACAGAUUUCUGGAAGUGGUAUGCGCCAUGCCGUGCAGCUCAGCUCUUUGGCCAGGCUGAUCAAGAAAAUGUGUCAAAUUGAGUGUGGAGCAAGAGACUUCUUUUGUGAGCCUCUCAACCGAGGGAAUGUUCUCUUGUCUGUAAGAUUCUUCAGGUGCCUGUUAGAAGCUGCUUAGAGGGUUGCAUAAGCUCUCAAGUAGGCAUUUGUGCUCAAGUAUUUGACUAGCAAAUAUCCAGAAUUUUUUUUUUAUAAUAAAAUACUAGAAAAGCCUA